AUGAGAGUUGUCAUUGUGGGGGCUGGUCUAGGAGGCCUGACCUGCGCUAUCGCAUGUUGUCGCGAGGGAAUUGACGUGGUUGUACUCGAAAAAUCACCCGAAGCUCGCGAGGUUGGGGCGGGUAUUCAGAUUCCUCCUAAUGGCGGCCGCAUCAUGCGGGAAUUGGGAGUUCUCCCCCAAUUGCUCGAAAGGGGGUCUCAGGUCCAAGAGGUGGAGUUCCGCCGUUAUGACGAUGGCCAUUCGCUACGGAUUAUGCCUUUUGGUGAUGACAUAACACACGAAUUUGGUGUGCCGUGGUUAAUCAUCCAUAGAGCUGAUUACCACCAAGUUCUUCUUCAAGAGGCAAUUCGGCUUGGAGUCAAAUUUCAAUGGGGUGCUGCUGUUGAGCAUAUCCUUAUUGACGGGCCGGAGGUUAUCCUCGCCGGAGGUGAAAGAGUGUCUGGAGAUGUUGUGAUCGGAGCAGAUGGAAUCGGUUCUACCAUUAGAAAUAUUCUUCUUGGUGACACUGUCUCUUUAGUUGAGACUGGUGACCUAGCUUAUCGAGCGGUAUUCAAACGAGAACAGCUGGAAGCCCUCAAUGAUGAUAAAGUCACGCAGCUAUGUCAAAGAGUUGGUGUGACAAGCUGGUUAGGGCCAGACAAGCACACAAUAUUUUAUCCUGUUCGUGGUGGCGAAGAGCUUAAUCUUGUUCUCCUUCGACCCGAUACUUUCAGUCAGGCUUCUCAUCGAGAGACAGGUGAUAUUUAUGAGAUGCGAGAGAGUUACGCAGACUGGGAUGAGACACUUCAGAAGAUCAUUUCAUGUGUGCCGUCCGUUGAUAAGUGGAAAUUGUCAAAUCUACCAGAGCUACCAUUAUGGACAAAGGGCGCUGUCACCCUCCUUGGGGAUGCUUGCCAUCCAACCCUGCCGUACCAAGCCCAGGGAGCAGCAAUGGCAGUCGAAGAUGGAGCCCUCAUUGGCAAGCUUCUUGGUCUUUUACACGCCCACUGCACCAAGCUUGAAAGGGAUCCAUCAUUAUCAACAAAUGAGUCAACUCAGAAGAAUAUUAUCUCUGUGCUAGAGCUCUACGAGCAGAUUCGCAAGAAGCGUACGUCUCGAAGCGUCCAAGGAGCGAUUAUGAAUCGCAAGCUAUUCCAUAUGCAAGAUGGUCUUAUCAGGCGGAUACGAGACCUCCUUCUGGGAUAUGCUGGGGUUACUCGCAAGUCUGAUUGGACCUGGCUAUCCUCGUUCCGGCAGAGGCAAAUUCUUGGAUACGAUGUUUUAGAGGACUCUACAAAAUUGUUUGAGACCUGGGCAGCUUCUCACCUUCCGGUGAAG
This is a messenger RNA of Penicillium longicatenatum, 1317 nucleotides long. RefSeq names its product putative salicylate hydroxylase. Gene Ontology annotation, molecular function: monooxygenase activity; FAD binding. The annotation marks the transcript as partial. The transcript is spliced from 5 exons. Gene Ontology annotation, biological process: secondary metabolite biosynthetic process. Lineage: Eukaryota; Fungi; Ascomycota; Eurotiomycetes; Eurotiales; Aspergillaceae. The record is from RefSeq and is a predicted model, not a curated record.